UGGAGCCAAGGGGAGCUGGCGCUCCGGGACAGGUGGCUGGCAGUGCUGGGCCCUGGCUAGGUGCCUAGCCCCCGCCCUAGGCGGGACCAGCCGUGGGACAGGAACUAUCGGCGCUUGGGCCAGAGAGUUAAUAUCUGUGCCGGCGCAGAAGGGACGGACGGGCUCCAGGGACACACGGGCAGCAGGUUUCCCACCGCGGGUCCCACGGCUGCCCCCAUGCUGAGCCCCUCCUUUCUCUCGCGGCCGCCUCCGUCGCUGUUGCUGCUGCUGCUGCUGUCGCCGUGGCCAGUCUGGGUGGCCACCCCCAUGGCAACCCCGGACUGCCCUGAGGCGUGCGCGUGCGCGCCGGGCGGCCAGGCCAACUGCUCAGGGCGUGCGCUGCCCGCGGUGCCCGCCGGCCUGAGCCCGAGCGUACGCGCGCUGCUGCUGGAUCACAACCAUGUGCGCGCGCUGCCGCCCGGAGCUUUCUUGGGCGCUGGCGCGCUGCUGCGCCUGGAUCUGCGGGAGAACGGGCUGCGCCGGGUGCACGCUCGGGCCUUCUGGGGUCUGGGCGCGCUGCAGCAGCUGGAUCUCAGUGCCAACCAGCUGGAGGCGCUGGCUCCUGGCACCUUCGCGUCCCUGCGCGCGCUGUGCAAACUCUCGCUAGCGGACAACCGGUUAGCGCGCCUGGAGCCCGCGGCGCUGGGCGCGCUCCCGCUGCUGCGUGACCUCAGCCUGCAGGACAACGAGCUGACUGCGCUCGCCCCCGGGGUACUGGCCGGCCUUCCAGCCCUCAACUCACUGCGCCUGCGCGGCAACCCUUGGGCCUGCAGCUGCGCUCUACGCCCGCUCUGCGCCUGGCUGCGCAGGCACCCGCGGCCAGCGGCAGAGGCCGAGACGUUGCUAUGCGUGUCGCCGGGGCUCCAGACGCUCAGCCCCUUGACCGCCUUCUCCGACAUCGCCUUCCGCCGCUGCGUGCAGUCCCUCGCCCCGCGGGACCUGGUCGUGGUCUACACGCUGGGGCCAGCCUCCUUCUUCGCCAGUCUGGCCAUCUGCCUGGCUCUGGGUUCCGUGCUCACCGCCUGGCGCGCGCGCCGCCAACGCGCCGCCGCCCGCCACCGGCGGAGACCGCCUCUGAACCUUCGCCUCGCCGAGGCCUCCCCUGCGGACCCUGGGAGCCCCGCUGCCACCGCCCAAGUCUGAGUGGGCCGCUGCUGCCCUCGAAUAUUCCCCCAUCCCCUGCCCUCCUUCACACUCCCUGCAGACAUCAACAAGCGACACAGA
This is a messenger RNA of Phyllostomus hastatus (greater spear-nosed bat), 1263 nucleotides long. It is a transcript of the gene LRRC26, whose product is annotated as leucine rich repeat containing 26. The transcript is spliced from 2 exons. The coding region runs from base 217 to 1182 and encodes 321 amino acids. The record is from RefSeq and is a predicted model, not a curated record. Gene Ontology annotation, cellular component: voltage-gated potassium channel complex. Gene Ontology annotation, molecular function: voltage-gated potassium channel activity; transmembrane transporter binding; potassium channel activator activity. Lineage: Eukaryota; Metazoa; Chordata; Mammalia; Chiroptera; Phyllostomidae.